AAUAUAUUAUCAUGAUUAUCAAGUGAAACGUGCACGUGUGGCAUUUGAAAAGAAUAUGGAGAUAAUAAAAAAGCAUAACGAAGAAGCCAAAAUGGGUAAACAUACAUACGAAUUACGUGCAAAUAGUAUGACAGAUUACACACAAGAAGCAUAUUUGAAACGAUUCGUCCGCCUUAAAGAAGUUGUUCAUCCGGAAAGUUUACCGCAAAAUGAAGUAAAUGCUGAAGAUAAAGAAGCACUGCGCCGUGCAAUUCGUCAUAGUCCAAACGACGAUACUUAUAUACCCGAAACGCUGGAUUGGCGUGAUUUGGGUUUCAUAACCAAACCAAAAAAUCAGCUGUCGUGUGGAAGUUGUUAUGCAUUUUCGGUUGCAACAAGCAUUGAAGCGCAAAUAUUUCGUCGAACUGGAAUGGUUGUACCAUUAAGUGCACAGCAAUUUGUUGAUUGUAGCAUUGAUUGGGGCAAUGGUGCCUGUCAAGGUGGCAAUUUUCGUGGAACUCUUCAAUAUCUUCAAUCUACAAACGGUUUAAUGCGAGAAACCGACUAUCCAUAUGCGUCUGAGCAACAAGAGUGCAUGUACAAUCCAAAUUUAUCCGUCGUAAAUGUUACGAGGUGGGCAAUACUUCCGAAAAAAGAUGAAAAAUCACUUGUAAAAGCCAUUGCACAAUAUGGACCAAUUCCAAUAACUAUAAACGCAGCACCAAAAUCAUUUCAACUAUAUUCGCAUGGAAUUUAUUCAGAUUCCUCAUGUACCGAUAAAAUGGUGAAUCAUGCGAUGCUUGCCGUUGGUUAUACUCCAGACUAUUUUAUUUUGCAGAAUUGGUGGGGUGAUCGCUGGGGUGAGACUGGCUACAUGAAGAUUGAAAGACAUCGUAAUAGAUGCGGUUUGGCCAAUUAUGCUGCCUAUGCAAUGGUCUGAAGAUGCAUAAUACUGAUUGUAAUAGCUUGUCACCAU
Messenger RNA from Contarinia nasturtii (swede midge), 955 nucleotides. Its product is annotated as cathepsin L1-like. The record is from RefSeq and is a predicted model, not a curated record. Lineage: Eukaryota; Metazoa; Arthropoda; Insecta; Diptera; Cecidomyiidae. The transcript has 4 exons. Gene Ontology annotation, cellular component: lysosome. Bases 56 to 919 code for a protein of 287 amino acids. Gene Ontology annotation, molecular function: cysteine-type endopeptidase activity.